Molecule: messenger RNA, 1969 nt
Organism: Athene cunicularia (burrowing owl)
Lineage: Eukaryota; Metazoa; Chordata; Aves; Strigiformes; Strigidae
Gene: PYROXD2
Product: pyridine nucleotide-disulphide oxidoreductase domain 2
Exons: 14
Coding region: 96-1715 (539 amino acids)
Molecular function (GO): oxidoreductase activity
Source: RefSeq, a predicted model, not a curated record
CCCACGGGCUGUGAGGAGUGGAGUGCUCCCUGAUGAGGGGAGCACCAUGUGCAAGAGGGUGUUCAGGGUGACAUGGAUAUAUCCCACCUGGAGGGAUGGGCAGUGUGAUGCCAUGCUCCCCGCAGGCUGCCUAUCUGCAGCAGGCAGGGGUGCACACGGCUGUGCUGGAGAAACGCCACGUGCUGGGCGGUGCGGCUGUCACAGAGGAGAUUGUGCCAGGCUUCAAGUUCUCCCGGGCAUCGUACCUGCUCAGCCUACUGCGGCCACAGAUCUACACUGAACUGGAGCUGCAGAAGCAUGGCUUGAGGGUGCUCCCACGGGACCCCUACUCCUUCACCCCGCUGUUGGAAGACAGGAGCCCCCCCCGCUCCCUCCUGCUGGGGCACAACAUGGCCCAGACCCAGCAGCAGAUUGCUCAGUUCUCCCAGAAGGAUGCCCAGGCUUACCCUGAGUACGAGGCAUUCAUGGGGGGCUUGGUGUCAGCCCUCAACCCGCUGCUGGAUGCCCCCCCAGCGGAUACAGCUGCCCUGGGGCAGGGCUCCCUGCUCCAGAGGCUCAGGGCCCUGCGAGACCUGCGGCCCUUGCUGUGGGCAGGGCUGGCGCUGGGGCGGCAGCUGCCCCACUAUUACGAGGUGCUCACAGCCCCCAUCUCCAAGAUCCUGGAUCAGUGGUUUGAGUCGGAGCCCCUGAAGGCAACUCUGGCUACUGACGCAGUGAUUGGAGCCAUGGCUAGCCCCCACACCCCUGGCAGUGGGUACGUGCUGUUGCACCAUGUCAUGGGCGAGCUGGACGGACAGCGGGGGGCCUGGGGCUACGUGGCUGGUGGGAUGGGGGCUCUGUCCCAAGCCAUUGCCCGUGCAGCAACUGCCCGAGGAGCCCACAUCUUUGCUGAGAAGGCAGUGUGCCACAUCCUGCUGGGCAAGGAUGGGCAGGCACAGGGCAUUGUGCUGCGAGAUGGGACAGAGGUGAGGAGCAAAAUAGUGCUGUCCAACGCCUCCCCCCAAAUCACCUUCCUGGAGCUCAUCUCCCAGGAGCAGCUGCCAAAGGAUUUUGUCCAGAGGAUCCAGCAGAUUGAUACACGCUCCCCUGUCACUAAGAUCAAUGUGGCAGUGGAUCGCCUGCCCAGCUUUUUGGCUGCCCCUAAUGCCCAUGAUGGCCAGCCCUUGCCCCAUCACCAAUGCUCCAUCCAUCUCAACUGCGAGGGCACCCACCUCCUGCACCAGGCCUUCACUGAGGCUACCCAUGGGCACCCAUCCAGCAGGCCCAUGAUUGAGCUCUGCAUCCCCUCGGUGCUGGACCCAGAGCUGGCCCCACAGGGCUGCCACGUCGUGUCCCUCUUCACCCAGUACACCCCCUCUGUGCUGGCGGGUGGGCAGCCCUGGGACGAGCAGGCCAGAAAUGCAUAUGCGGACACAGUGUUUGACUGCAUCGAAGCCUAUGCCCCGGGGUUCAAGGCAUCUGUCAUCGGCAGGGACAUCCUGACACCACCAGACCUGGAGAGGAUCUUCGGGCUGCCUGGCGGGAACAUCUUCCAUGGAGGGAUGUCUUUGGACCAGCUGUACUUUGCCCGGCCAGCACCAGCCUACUCAGGCUACCGGUCCCCAAUUCCUGGCUUGUACCUGUGUGGAAGUGGAGCCCACCCUGGUGGAGGAGUGAUGGGAGCAGCAGGACGCAAUGCUGCCCAGGUGGCCCUAAAGGACUUCAGGUGCCUGUGAUGGCAGUGGUGACACUGAUUUCACCUAUGUAGGGUUGUGGCUGCAACAAGCUGUGUUGACCCCAUGCAAAGCCUGCCUGUCGCCAAAUUGAUUCCCAGGCACUGCAGGGCAGCAGCACCCCCUGAGAGCUGGGGGGUGCUGGCUGUCAGGGUCCCUUGUGCUCCCAGCACCUAUCAUAACCUUGAACAUGUGGAUGCUCCCAGGCCACCACAGCCCCAGGCCAGCCUUGCACCUGGCAGCUAUGGCGAGCCUCA